Schistosoma spindalis is the source of this 2295-nucleotide messenger RNA. The record is from the annotation of a GenBank genome assembly. Lineage: Eukaryota; Metazoa; Platyhelminthes; Trematoda; Strigeidida; Schistosomatidae.
AUGUCCUUGAGUGAAAUAGUUGAGAAUGUAAAGCAAGCACGAGAACUGGCAUUGCUUGGAAACUACGAAAGUUCGUUAACGUAUUAUUCUGUUGGUCUUGCUCAGCUUAAGAAGUUCACUGUUUCAAUUUCUGAAGCGAACAGAAAACAACAAUGGCAAACUGUACGGCAAGAACUUAUAGAUGAAUAUGAAUUGGUUAAAGACGUCAACCAAACAUUGUCUAGUUUCAAAAUAUCUGAUGAUGACUCGGGUUUGAGUGCUUUUGCCAGUCGCUAUAAUUCCCGUUCAACUGUUGAAGAGCCAACCAGAGACCCAGAUGUUUGGCCACCUCCCCCUCCUCUCGAACGGAGACAUGGGAAUAGUUCUCAAAACGCUGGAUCAAAUAUUCAGCCAAACUCAGUUUCUAGCUCUUAUUAUAAGCCACCUGUUGCUCAUGCUCCAGUUCCUCCUCCUCCAUCCGUUAGCUCCAAGUCAUCUAUUAAUACUGCGGGAUCAUUUCGUCGCAAUAUCAAACCUAGUCCGACGAAUCCUCGAUCCAAGGGUACCGCUCAAACCUCUGCAAAUAAUCGUCGUGUCAAAUCUGGAUCUCAACCUACUGGGGAUACUACUACCACUGCUAACAAUAACAAUGAAGAGAAAUUUGAUGCUAGUGGAUACGACAAAGAUCUUGUGGAAACACUGGAACGCGAUAUUGUUCAACGUAAUCCAAAUGUUCGUUGGGAUGAUAUAGCUGCAUUAGAUGAUGCAAAACGUUUACUUCAAGAAGCUGUAGUUCUCCCAAUGGUUAUUCCGGGUUUCUUCAAGGGAAUACGUAGACCAUGGAAAGGAGUAUUAAUGGUUGGUCCGCCUGGUACGGGCAAAACAUUAUUAGCUAAAGCUGUUGCAACAGAAUGUGGCACCACAUUUUUCAAUGUUUCCAGUUCUAGUCUAACAAGUAAAUGGAGAGGUGAAUCAGAAAAAUUAGUUCGUCUUUUGUUUGAUAUGGCACGUUUCUACGCACCAAGCACAAUAUUCAUGGAUGAAAUCGAUUCAAUCUGUUCUCGACGUGGUGGUGAAUCAGAACACGAAAGUUCUCGGCGUGUUAAAUCUGAACUUUUAGUGCAAAUGGAUGGAGUAACAGGAGCUACAGGACAAGAAGAGGAUCCUACAAAAUCUGUUAUGGUUCUUGCUGCUACGAAUUUCCCCUGGGACAUCGACGAAGCUUUGCGUAGACGUCUUGAGAAACGAGUAUACAUACCACUUCCAAAUGUGACUGCACGCAAAACUCUACUGCAAAUCAACUUGAAAGACGUUCCAUUAGCAGAAGAUGUAGAUUUAGACAGUAUAGCUGAACAAUUAGAUGGUUAUUCCGGUGCAGACAUAACGAAUGUAUGCAGAGAUGCUUCAAUGAUGUCUAUGCGACGAGCUAUAGAAGGACUCUCAGUAGAGCAAAUUAAAGGUCUUAAUACUGCUACACUUAAUCAGCCGACACGAAUGGCUGAUUUCGAAGAAGCAGUCGGUCGUGUGUGCAGAUCUGUUUCAGCCAGUGAUGUCGAACGGUAUGAGAAAUGGAUGACAGAGUUUGGGGCUACAUGAACAGCUGAUUUACGUUUACCGAUGUGGACUUAUACCAUUCAAACAUAUUUGAUUGGCUUAUCCAGGUUUCUGCCUUGCAAAUAAAUGUACUUGAUUGUCAUAUCUCAAAUCUACGUAUCUCAAAUUAUCAGAUUAUAUGGAUACUACAUUCAUGGCUCAAAUGACUGAAUAACUGAAUCCAACCUUUCAAUUAAUUACGCUUUACAAUUGAGGAAAAAAUAUAUCAGUCGCCAUGUUUUCUUGUUGGUUUACAAUCAAACGUGUUGGUUCUCCUCUAUACUUCCUACCCGUGAUGGAUAUUUUUUCACUUUACACUAGGUAGAAUGUUUUUCAUUUGAUAAAUCUUGUAUGUCUUUCAGUUGUCCAAAAAUAGGCUAACACAAUCUUUGUUAAUAACUGUGUGGGUAUUUUUUAGCCACAUAUUCGUUCUAUAGAACUCCCCAGUGGAUUUAUUCUAUUGACUGUUUAAUUGAGAACCUGUGAAACAUUCCGACUGAGAACGGGAAAACGAUAAUUGAUUCUGUAAAAUCCCUUUCUAAUUAGAUAACUCCUUAUGAGUUGUAAAUCGAUUGUGUAGCAUCGUUGUAAUUGCAAAUGUAAUCAUUCAACACAAUUUCAACGAACAUUUUCCACAUUGAUUUCACUUUAAGACUAGAAAUCUUUUGAUCAGCUGUCAAUGUAACUGUGCUUUUCGGUCAUUCUGCAAUACCUUAAUAUCCA